AUGAGGGAGGACGAAGAGGGAGCAAUGCGCUCGUUUGGGCUUUCGACGGACGAGCAAGGAGCACGAUCGACUCCUUCCUUCGACCUCGAACGCGAGAUGAGCUUCCGGACCUCCUCACUCGACUUCAAUUCUCUCCCUCCUCAUCCUCGACUCGACCUCUCGACUGAAGAAGAAGAACGUUUAGCGGACGAAUGGGGCUUAUCGGAAGUGAUGUCGAACGUCGGAUCUGAGGACGCACUGCGGGUGGAAUUGGCGGGAGGAGCGGCGUUGGCGAGGUUUCCCAGCACGACGCGAAGCGAGGCUGGGAUCCUCACUACUGUUCAGCGGGCGCCGCAGAAGGACGCGGAACAAGAGGAGGACGUCGAGGUGCUCGAGACCAAGUCGAUGCCGGACCUUGACAGGCCAAGGACGAUCUCCUUCGCGGAUGCCGUCCUUGAAGGACUCGAGCAGCGGUUGCGCAAUGCGCCUCCGCCUCGGGCUUCGUCUACUACGAGCGGAGAUGAGACGAGUUCGACCGGCACGCGGGUGAAGAUUCUCGAGCGGACGGCGACGCAGCGCAUGAGAGCGCGAACGACGAGUCUCGGUCCACACGCAGGGAUGGCCUCCCUCCCGAGCUUGUCGAACCUCGCAGGCGACGGAUCCGUCGGUGAUAUCUCCAGCGGAAGGGGCGGAAUCGCUACGCGCGACUCGCUCUUCCAGCGCCCGACAUCAGUCUACACGACCCGCGCCAGCUCCAUCGAUGCGCUCAACCCCACUUCCGCCGCUGCUCGUCCCUCGAUCGACGCCCUCUCACUCGUCCCUUCACGCCUCUCUUUCGCCCUUCCCUCCGACCCUCCCUCCGCCGCACCCGACCCUCCUCGCCCUUCAACGUCCCUCUCAACCUACACAUCCCGCUUCGACCCGCUCGUCAUAGCCGCCCAUCGCGCGCAACUCGCGAAGGACCGACCAAAGUUCUCGAAUGAAGAGGCUGGGAGGCCGCCGAGGGUGGUGGUUAUGCCGGCGCCAUUGGCGGGGAGGGCGCGGAGUCCGCCUGGGAGGAAGGGGUGGAGGGAGGGACCUGAUUCGGGGUCGGAGUCGGAUGACGCGGAGGCGGAGGAAGAGCAGGAGGAGGAGGAAGAGGAAGUACCGGAGGGCCUGAAGGACCCCCUCCAUCCUGCCGGCGCCCUCUACGGCCGAUCGCUGAUGGACGUCAUAGCCGAACGGAAGGCGAUCCUCAAGGCUCAGCAGCGGGCGUACGUCCCUGGGUCGGACGGGCGGAAGAGUAUGUUUGAGUGGAAGGACGGGCCUGUAACCGGGCGGCAGGAGGAGGAGGUAGAGAACGUCCCUCUUGCGCUCGUACCAGGUGGCCAAGCUGCCCUCGCAGCAGCAGCGGCGAAGAACCAGGCUCGAGCGACGAAAGUCAAGUCGAUUUUCGGGCCGGACCUCGUUUAUCAGCGCGAGUUGGCACAGAUGCGGGAGUUGGAGGAGGCUGAGCGGGCGGAGAGGGAGGAGAGGGAAAGGGUGGAGGAGGAGAGGAGGCUUAGGGAGGAGGCGAGGAGGAGGAAGGGGAAGUUGCGGAAGGGUGGGAGGGGAAAGAAGGGCGAGCAGGCGGUGCGGGAGGCAGCUCCGCGUGUGCAGGACGCGGUCGAGUGGCAGCCGGAGACGGAUGUUGCGGAGGAGGAACCGGUCGAGGUCGCAGCUCCCGCAGACGCUCCUGUCAUGCGUCAUGUGCCGCCCGUCGAACCGCCUGCUUCCCGCCAAAUCGUGGCGCCGUCCAUCUCCGUGCCCUUCGACGUCUCGCAGGCCGCAAGUCCCUCCGACUGGUUCGAAGAAGUCCUUGCCGACCCUUCAGCGACGAAGGAGACGGGUGACGCAGCAUCAGACGAAGACGACGAGGACCUGUACAAGCCGCGCCCCGUCAGCUCGCUCGCCUCGUAUCGUCGAUCCAGCAGGGCAGCAGCUUUCAACACUCGCCGCAACACCUUCCUUCCCUCCGACUCGUCCUCUUCCGAUGCAGACUCGGAUGACCUCGAGAACUUCGCCUCGCCCGUCGACCCAGUGCCUUCCGGCGCGAAUGGCGAUCAGCGCCACCUCCCCUUCCCUGGCGAGCCUAGCUCGAACGGCCACGACUCUGUCUCGCAGGCCGAGACGCAGGACGAUGUCCCGCUCGGCGUGCGGUACUCGCGGCAGGCGAUGGCGCUGCCACAGAUCCAGUCGACCGGUCUCGAAGAUCUCUCACACCUGAUACCGCAGGAGGAACAUCGGGCAGGAGCGGAGGAGGCGGAAGACGAAGACGACGCACCUCUCGGCGCUCGCUUCUCCCGAGCGAUGCCUCCGACGGACGAUGGCGACGAUAUCCCGCUCGUCCUCCGACGCAUCGCCCUUGCCCCAUCCGCCGCCUUCGCACCUCGACCACCACCGCAGCCUUUCGCUAGCAUCCGUCCUAUCGGCGACGACGGCAAGACCGUCGCGAGCGACGAUUCGGACGACUUGCCGCUCGGCCUCAAGACUGCUCCUACGGCUCCAUUUGCUCAUCAGCCGGCACCUUACUCGUUCCCUCCAACCAUGCCCUACGGCGCGUCCGGCGCGCCUUUCCCUUACUCGACCUCGCAAUUAUCCCCGCCGCCUCUCGCUCCCACCUUCGCACCCGCCAUCGCCCUGCCUCUCCCGCCAAACCCGCACGCGCAGCUCGCUCUCGCACAGAUGCAGAUGCAGGCGGCGAUGCAGCAGCAGGCUGUGCUCGCGGAAGGUGGCUUAAUUGAGCGCUGGAGGCGAGAGAUAUCGGGGUGA
Rhodotorula toruloides NP11 is the source of this 2769-nucleotide messenger RNA. RefSeq lists its product as uncharacterized. Bases 1 to 2769 code for a protein of 922 amino acids. NCBI's taxonomy places the organism in Eukaryota, Fungi, Basidiomycota, Microbotryomycetes, Sporidiobolales, Sporidiobolaceae. The record is from RefSeq and is a predicted model, not a curated record. The transcript is spliced from 2 exons.